This is a messenger RNA of Coniophora puteana RWD-64-598 SS2, 1512 nucleotides long. RefSeq lists its product as uncharacterized. Gene Ontology annotation, biological process: fluoride transmembrane transport. The record is from RefSeq and is a predicted model, not a curated record. Bases 68 to 1273 code for a protein of 401 amino acids. Gene Ontology annotation, cellular component: membrane. Gene Ontology annotation, molecular function: fluoride transmembrane transporter activity. Lineage: Eukaryota; Fungi; Basidiomycota; Agaricomycetes; Boletales; Coniophoraceae. The transcript has 5 exons.
AUUCAUACCCAUGCGUUGAACAGCGUAUACCAUCCUGUUUGACGGCAACGCAGCUGGUCUUGACAUCAUGGAUGGCACUAGUAUCACUGAAUCGCGAGACGCUGAAACUGGCGUCAGAUCCAAAAGACACCUCAAACGAACAUUAGGUGGUUCCGAGUCUGGCACUACGACGCCCGGCGACAACGGCAAUGCUGCGAAUGAAAAAUCCGUCACACCGAAUGAGCCUUCUGAUCACGAUGUUGGCUCAGUGAUUGCUCGGCAUGAGUCCUUUAGAAAUGCUGAAUCGCUGGCGUCAGUGGAUCGUCCACCUAGUGAAUAUCUUCCUCCAGCAAAGAUAUACCAUCCUUUGUCGUUCCCAGUCAUCGCCCUUCUAAUGCCUGCCUCCGUGCUCGGGGUACUGGCACGACUCGGACUUCAAGCCCUCGUAACAUAUGAUGGCGAAAGCGUGUUCCCACUGGCUUAUAUUCAAGCCACAGGCUGUUUCAUUAUGGGCAUCGGGCUAGGGUUGAAAGAACCCUUUGGUAGAUUCUAUGGCCCGUUAUACACUGCCAUGACCACAGGAUUUUGUGGGUCCUUAACGACCUUCUCUGGCUGGCAAGUGGAUAUAUUCAAUUCGUGGGUUAACUCAACUGGAUCCCACCGAGAUGGCCUUCGAGAUCUUAUAGAUGGUCUCACAAAGACCUUUGUAACACUCUGUCUUUCUUUGUCCUCCUUGUGGUUCGGAGUUCAUUGCUGCAAGCUGGUAGCGCCCCAUAUACCUACCAUCAGGUCUCCUGGCAGGCCUAUUCAGUAUACACUCGUCUCUUUGGCAGUCCUCACUUACGCUGCCACCCUCCCUGCUUAUUUCCGUGCAUCACCCAGCUACCGACAUCAGGCCACAGCUGCCCUUCUCUUCUCAUUUCCGGGAACGUUGACCCGAUACCUUCUGUCGAUUGGCUUGAACCCACGCUUGAAACUCAUGCCGCUCGGAACAUUCACCGCUAACAUCUUCGGGACUGCGCUCCUGGGCCUGUUUCAUGUUCUACAGGGGCUCCCCACCCCAGUCUCCGCCAACGCUUGCGCCAUCCUUCAAGGUUUAGGGGACGGGUAUUGUGGUUGUCUCACAACGGUCAGUACGUUCGCAACGGAGGUGGAUGCACUUGAAGGUUGGAAGGCAUGGCUGUACGUAAUAGCUAGCUGGGUCACUGCUCAGCUGGUGUUACUUGUCAUUAUGGGCUCUUCUUUCUGGUCCGGGCAUGUUCAUGCAACUGCUUCGUGCAAAUUUGUGUCUUAGAUUGAUAGUCGCUAUGAGAGUGUCUGUUACAGGCAACUGUGAAUGUUUUUAUAUAUUCCUUCUAUAAAUUCCUACAGAAAGGUAGAUCUAGAGAACGCGGAUGCGCUGAACAUUAGCUAGCUCUUUUGGUUCAUUGACUACUAGUAGUAUAUGUCAGCGCCGACGCGUACUGGUGUCUGAUUAUCUCCUCGUUUAUAGUGGGUAGCGCGCGGACUUUGAAAUCCCGUUUAGGCUUUGUG